Molecule: messenger RNA, 868 nt
Organism: Venturia canescens
Lineage: Eukaryota; Metazoa; Arthropoda; Insecta; Hymenoptera; Ichneumonidae
Product: succinate dehydrogenase assembly factor 2, mitochondrial-like
Exons: 4
Coding region: 118-570 (150 amino acids)
Biological process (GO): tricarboxylic acid cycle; mitochondrial respiratory chain complex II assembly; protein-FAD linkage
Cellular component (GO): mitochondrion
Source: RefSeq, a predicted model, not a curated record
UUUAUAUUUUUGUAUGUAUCAAGCAUCAGCUGUUUGGCAGUGGAAAGAACUGCGUUGAAGUAAACAUUGCGCAGCAAUUUGAAAGACUUAAACGCGUUAACGAUUAAAUAAAAAGGAAUGAAUAUCGCGUUGAAAUCCAGCCUUGCGCUGGUUAGGCCUUUGCACCAUGCACGAGCGAUUUCGGUGAGUGCAAUUCCGGCUAGAUCUUAUGAUGAUCUUCAUCAUCCUGAGGGUCGUGAACCGAGUAUACCACAGUACGUAGAACGAGAAGGAGAAAGUGCGGAACUCAAAAGAGCACGAUUGGUGUACCAAUCCCGUAAACGAGGAAUGCUCGAAAACGGUCUGUUGCUCAGUACUUUUGCAAAAAAAUAUUUGGAUACAUUCGACGACAAUCAGCUUAGGAUGUACGACAGAUUGAUAAAUUUACCAUCGAACGAUUGGGACAUUUUCAACUGGGCUGUGGGUGUAAAACCAACGCCCGCUGAAUUCGAUCAUGAAAUAAUGGAUUUGCUGAAAAAACAUAUUCAAAACGAAGAUCGUCAAGCGAGAAUCAUGCAGCCGGCACUGUGAAUAUUUCAACAAAAAUAGUCAUUGCGUAGACAUUACGAGGGAACGAUGAAAACUGAGCACAUAGAGCUGGGCCUGAAUUCCUCAUUGGUUACAAGUAAACGCAACAGAUAUACCUCACAAUCCUAUAUGACCAAAUCUAUGAGGAUCCGAUUGGAAAUCUUUUUUUUGAGUAAAAUCAACGAGUCCCGUUCGACUUUUCGUCACAGCACGGCCCCUGCCGGAGCGAGACGACGCUGCUCCCCUCGUCCACUGACCACUGUAAAUUGAUCAUUUUUAUAAAACAACAUUUUACUGAUAA